UAUGUUUCAAAAUAGAGGAAGAACCAACAAAGUAAGGUAAUAGUAAGUACAAUUUGUUCACAAUAGAGGAAGAAUAAUAGGAUUCAUCUUUUACUUGAAUUAUAUAUAUAUUAUUAUUAUUAUAUAAAAAUAUACAGAUAUGAAAUGUUAGAUGAUUGAAAUUGAAAAUGAUGACACUUUACUUGAAAAUCAAGAUGGCUCUAUUAUACAGCGUACCAAUUGCUGCUUACAACACUAGUCGAACCAUAUUCUAAUGAUGCCCAAAUACAUAUUACUUAAAGAAAUGUUGAAAGAGAAGAUGAAGAUUCCCAGGCUGACUCUAUGGAUGAACAAAUUGGAUAGGCCAUUCCUUCUCUUGUUAAUUCAAUCCUUGAAAUGAUGCUCAAAUAGUAACUUACUAUUCUCAUUAUUGUAAUCCUCCAUGCCAUUUUAAAUACUAUGUUUACAUUCUUGGGUAUCUGUUUUAGAUAAGAUACAAUCAAUAAAUUAUAAGCAUUAUUAGAAUCUUAAGAACGUGCAGAGUAAUUAUAUUGGUUUCUGACUAUUAUU
Messenger RNA from Paramecium primaurelia, 549 nucleotides. The record is from the annotation of a GenBank genome assembly. NCBI's taxonomy places the organism in Eukaryota, Ciliophora, Oligohymenophorea, Peniculida, Parameciidae.